Messenger RNA from Lachancea mirantina, 1026 nucleotides. Lineage: Eukaryota; Fungi; Ascomycota; Saccharomycetes; Saccharomycetales; Saccharomycetaceae. The record is from the annotation of a GenBank genome assembly.
AUGGAGCGUAUAUACAGGUCCAUCCACGCGAGAUGUCGGCCUGCAGACGUCGUUGCCGCGAUAGAAAACGCUGCACGUGAAAACGCGGAGUUCAAAACGCAAGAAUUCGUCGAGAACAUCCAACUGGCGAGCGCUCGCAAUGCGUACUACGCCAAGGCGCUCGCAAAGGCAUGCAUUGACCACGCAGGCCUGUUUGAGUCCAGCAGUAGCCUUCGAAUUGAGCCCCUGAAGACUGACGGCCUGGAAACCUGGCCAGACGAGUGGCUUUACGAGAAGUACAUAGAGCUUCUGCCCGUGACAGCACCUGCCCCGACAGAGCCGGAUUUGAUCCGCUACACGUUCGGACAAGUCCAUGUGGACAUCCAGGAGACGCCCAACCUGAUCAGCGCCGCGGGCUCGACCGGGUUCCGCACCUGGGCCGCCGCGCCUUAUCUGUGCGCUUUCAUUGCGGGCGCGCUUGGCGGGUCUCGCCAAGCGUUCGAGCAACGGGUGCUAGCGCCGCUCGGUCACGUGAUUUCGGUUCUCGAGCUUGGCUGCGGUACUGGACUCGUCGGACUGACGUGGACACUCACGCAAGCGGACCGUACGCGUGAGCUCUGUGUGACAGACGGCGACCCAGACGUGGUCACCACGCAUGCGCGCGCCAACUACGUCCGUAACGGAGUAAGCACCGAAAACGUGCGGUUCCAGCAAUUGCGCUGGAACCUCGAUCCCGUCCCGGCCUCUGACCUCAUCAUCGCCGCUGACGUCUCAUAUGAUGCCACCGUGGUACCGGAUCUGGUCAGGUGCUUGUCAGCCGCCCUUCGCUGGACCACUCGGGCCGCCUUGGUGGCCGCCGCGGUGCGUAACUACGACACCAUAUCGGUUUUCGAGGCGCAUUGUCGGGACCAGAAACUACACUGCGAAAUCAUCGAGACAACGGAAACGUCCGGCGCGGCCGAAUUCGAAGACAACAUUCUUUUCAAAAAGCUCAUCGCGCCGAUUCGCAUCUACCUACUGACGGCCUUGGAGCGGGCCUCGCCGUGA